AAAUUUGUGACAAUAAAAAUGGAACACCCUGUAUGUGGUCCUAGUGGCUGUGUUGGAACAAGGAAAUAUCCUUAUCUUAUUAUCGGUCACAAAAACAUGAGACAAAAUUUUUGUUUUUGAUAGCUGAUCUAAUUGUAUUGUUUUAUUAUUUUAUCAAGUUGCUUUACUGAUGACGCACAACACAGCUAAAUGGGGGAAGUCCCUAUUAAGCAGUUAGCAUCUGCGUAGUUGGUUUCAAAUAGUGAUAAGUGUGCAGCUGAUGUGAGAAAACACAUAGCAACGUUCAUCCGAAUUACGCAAUUGCUAAAAAAUCGCGAUACGUCGAUUAAUAAACCUCGUAAAAAUAGUGAAACCAUCAGUGGUGGUUUGGAAUAAAAUGCCUUGGUGUUAAAAAUAGUUUCGUACAGUCAUUGGAAGAGUCGUGAAUGCUAAAAAUAUCCAUUUACGACAACCUUUAGUGUUCUUUCUCAGUGCAUUCACAUCGCGUUUUGCGAAAAUUCAAGUGUGAAAAUGAACGGCGAAAUGGAGCACGAGUUAUGUGGCAAUUGCAAAAAGGAGAUUCCUCAACACAAUUAUGUUAUGCAUAGUGCACACUGUGCACGCAAUAUAACACUGUGUCAAGUGUGCAAAGAACCGAUCCCGAAGAGUCAAUUUGAGAGCCAUAAAAAAAAUUGCGUGGCGGUUAAACCGAAAAUUAGAAAAGCCGAACCGCCCCCGACGAACUUGGAGAAAAGUGCCUACUUCCAAGAGAGGAAAGCGGUGGAAGAUCGGAAAAUUGCAGAAAGGAAAGAGAAUAAAAUGAAGAAAUUGGAGAAAUUCGUCGAUUUGGGACACACAUUGAAGAGCAGUGAGAAGAAACCGAGCUUGAUUGCGUGCAAAUUCUGCGAACUUGAGCUCCCCAAACUAGAAUUGGAAGAACAUGAAAACUACUGUGGGACACGGACCGAUAAAUGUCUACAAUGUGGAGAGUUAGUUAUGUUCAAAUAUAAACAAAUCCACAUGGAUUCCAACCACGGAUUCCUCAAGCUUAAAGACGGGCCUCGCCCUUCGUGGGACUCCACAAGCCAACGCACUGAAAACCCGCACACUCCACGUCCGAGACCACCCCCUCUGAGGUCAUUCUCAAGUUUCGAUUCUUCUCUAUACUCGACUUACUCAACCCCAUCCCCCGUAAAAAAGGAAAAAGGGGAGAGCUACAAGGAGAUUUCAAGACGCCUCGAUUGCAAGACCGAGUACAUUCGUAAUUUGCUGCACGACUCGGCCAGCAUUACUGUACCUUUAAGACACAACGGGGCGAUUCCCAGAAAUCACUUCAACCACAAUAAAGGUCCAGCCCCCCAACCUCCACGACGAAGGCCCAAUCCCCCAACUGAACUGACGAUUCCUUGCGAGUUUUGCAACGUUCCCAUACCUCACGAUGAUUUGAUUCAACAUGAGACAGGGUGUAGACCUGAUUUGGCUAGGUUUAACCCGAGGAGGAGAGUGCCGUCGGAAGAUGAUGAUUAUUUUGUGCCCCCACAACCAAGUUCACCGGAAGUCGAGUUGCCUUGUGAAUUUUGCGCUGAUAUGAUACCGGCGUCGCAACUUUUGCGCCAUCAAGCCACGUGUAUCUAAGUUUUAUUUUAAGCUUUUUUGUUGUUGCCUCGAGAAUAAUAAUUAAGUUACGCUUUUUAUUUUAGCACACACUUUCAGUUUUGUUACCGUAGAUGUUUUAUUAAAUAAAGUUUUUUACGCUA
Tribolium madens (black flour beetle) is the source of this 1736-nucleotide messenger RNA. Its product is annotated as TRAF-type zinc finger domain-containing protein 1-like. The transcript is spliced from 5 exons. Bases 511 to 1614 code for a protein of 367 amino acids. The record is from RefSeq and is a predicted model, not a curated record. NCBI's taxonomy places the organism in Eukaryota, Metazoa, Arthropoda, Insecta, Coleoptera, Tenebrionidae.